Messenger RNA from Tetrahymena thermophila SB210, 1830 nucleotides. RefSeq names its product Serine/Threonine kinase domain protein. Gene Ontology annotation, biological process: protein autophosphorylation; autophagosome organization; peptidyl-serine phosphorylation. Gene Ontology annotation, cellular component: cytoplasm; autophagosome. The record is from RefSeq and is a predicted model, not a curated record. Lineage: Eukaryota; Ciliophora; Oligohymenophorea; Hymenostomatida; Tetrahymenidae. The transcript is spliced from 2 exons. Gene Ontology annotation, molecular function: ATP binding; protein serine/threonine kinase activity.
AUGCAAUAAUAAAUAUAAAAUAUAAUUGGUAAAUAAGAAUAUAAAGUUCUUGGUCUUAUAAGCUAAGGAUUGAGUAAGCAGACUUACCUUGUAGAGGGAGAAAAAUCGAAAGAAAGGUUUUCUAUGAAAGUGUUUAGAGAAUAAAACGCUGACUCAACUCAAUCUAAAAUAUAUUACGAAAAAGAGAUCAAAUUCAUUAACGACUGCAUUAAUUAGAAAAUCUAACAUCAUGAAAAUAUUCUAAAUUUUAUUGACUUUAUACCAAAACCAGAAUCAAAUGAGAAUUUUCUUAUUUAAGAAUAUUGUGAAGCAGGUAGCCUGUUUAAUUAUAUUCUAAACUAAAAAAGUAUGGCUCAAAUCAUCCAAAUCUAGAUUUGUCUGUAAAUUGCAAAAGGGUUGCAAUGGCUCCACUCUUAAGAUAUAAUACACAGAGAUCUUAAACCUGAUAGUAUACUUUUUACUAAAAGAAAUGGAAAUCAUGUGUUUAAAAUUACAGAUUUUGGAUAUAGUUGUAUUGGUUAAAACCAGCUACAAUCUAUAAUAGGGACUAUUAAUUACAUAGCUCCUGAAAUUUUAAGCUAGUAAUCUUACAGCAAAACAGUCGAUAUAUGGGCGCUUGGUUUGACUAUGUAUGAAAUAGCAUAUAGAAAGUAGCUUUUUCAAUAAAAAACAGUGUAGCAAACGGCCUAAAUGAUUUUAUCAUUUAAAUGUCUAGAUGAUCAUGGACAUAGUUAAAAUGAUCUUUUUUAGGUAAUAAAAGAAUGCUUAAAUCCUGACACCGAAGCUCGUAUCAAAAUAGAUUAAGUGGUAGAAAUUUUACAGAGAAUGUACGAAAAUUAAAUUCUAUUAGCAAAAUAGAAAAAUGUACAAAUGAGAGAUAGUCAGGUGGACGAUAUCAGUGAAUUUAAUUCAUAGUUUAGCUAAUACAAAAAUGAAAUUGAUAAUUAGAAUAAUUUAGAAUAAGAAUCGAAAAUAAUUAAUCACCAAAUAACUAUUUAAGAAUUUUAAUAGUUUAUUAAAAAAUUCGGUUUUGCGAUAGAAGUUUCUCCAUAAUAAAAGGGAUUUUUAAAAAAAUUGUUAUAAAGUAAAAUAGCUCCUUUUAAAAUGAAUGUUGAUCAUUUUUCAUUAGUUUGUAAUGAUAAAUAAAAGUUUUAUUGCAAUCUUUUUCACUUUAUAACAUGUGGGAAGCUUUUAGGGUGUCUUUAAUAGCACUAUAGGAUAUCUGGAUAGUUAUUCUAAGAAAAUUAUGCUGAUUCUUUCUAGGAAUGGGUAAUGAAACUAAUUGAAGAGUCAUCAGAAGUAGAUAAAAGCAUUAAAAAAGACUAAUUUAAAACUUUAUACUUGGCUCUAUCUCAAAUAGCAAAUGUUAGAGAUAUUUAUUUCAGAUUAAAUACCUAUCUUAAUUGGCUCGAAGAUGAUUCAUAUUUGCAGUAAUCAAUUAAGCUAGCUGAAAUUAUGUACGAAAGAAUGUAACAGUAAGAAUCGAAGAAUUUCCUGCCUGCUACUUAAAUUUAAAUAAUCAAAUAAGAUUAUACAAGUGGACUUAUACUAAGUUGUUAAGGUGGAUUAUAUGAUUGCUUUAUCUUUGAAGAAGGUCACUAAUAGACAAUUAUAAUGCAAGCUGCUUAUUUAAAUGCUAUUCAAUGUAUUGAGUGGCAAUCUUAAUAACAACAAAAAGAAAUUUAAGAUCUCAUUUUCAAGUUUAAGAAGACUAUCAUAAAUUAAGGAAUCUUAAAAGAAACUAAAUUACUUUAUGACAGAUUUAAAAAGAGAACGAUUGAAUUUAUUGAUAAGUAAGAAAAGGAUAAUAAUGAUUAAAUUUAUUAUUGA